CUCAUUUCGCAAAGAAAAAUGCGUGGAUGCACAAAAUGUACGCAGGGCAGUUGAAUGGAGCUUGGACCGGCCCGCUCCAAGGUUUUCGUCCUGACAGGAACCCUAAUUCCAAGUGGUACCUUACACCAGAUGAACUCCCAGAUGAGCUUGCUCCUCUGGGAUCAAAAUAUCCGUUGGGGUGGGGCUACAUUAUGUCGCGUGAUAUGGUUGAGCACAUCGCACAACGUGUGUCCGACUACACGGCUCACCCUGACAGGCGCCCUAAAUGGUGGGCUCUCCUUCCCUGGGAAGACACGCUUGUAGGAGUGCUGCUGGCGGAUGCAGUCAAAUUGGACAACCAUGCAGGCUUCAAAGCAGCCUGGAAUGGGUGCUCCAACAACACUGUGGUGAAGCACCUUGACAUCGAUGCACCCGAGUUUCAAUACCACCUGUACGAUGCUGAGGUCACUGGUGGCUGGACCAACAACUCUGUUGACUGCUCUGCUGGCGACUUCCUACCGGAUGAUGUUGAUAACUGGAGAGCAUGGAGAAAUUCGCUGCCAGAUGUGACUUGGGUUGGGGAGACAUGA
Messenger RNA from Ostreobium quekettii, 569 nucleotides. The record is from the annotation of a GenBank genome assembly. NCBI's taxonomy places the organism in Eukaryota, Viridiplantae, Chlorophyta, Ulvophyceae, Bryopsidales, Ostreobiaceae.